This is a messenger RNA of Labrus mixtus (cuckoo wrasse), 4698 nucleotides long. Its product is annotated as gap junction alpha-3 protein-like. Gene Ontology annotation, cellular component: connexin complex. The transcript has 2 exons. The record is from RefSeq and is a predicted model, not a curated record. NCBI's taxonomy places the organism in Eukaryota, Metazoa, Chordata, Actinopteri, Labriformes, Labridae. Gene Ontology annotation, biological process: cell communication. The coding region runs from base 748 to 2154 and encodes 468 amino acids.
AUGGUCUUAACACUGCUGUUAAUAUGUCCUAUUCCUUAUAUCAGAUCAGAGAAAUAACAAAUGAAACCAUGAAUGACGUAUAAUCAGGUAAUUAAGAGGUGUUUUAUUUGAACUUCACAAGAGUGAAACAAAAGCCUGACAAAGCUUGUGGCGCUUAAAGGGAGUCUGCGGACUCUGGCACAGUCUGUAUUGUCACCUCUGCAGUAAUGGCUUUGUAUUUCAACCUGGCUCUGUCUGUUACUUUCGACAUAAAUGCCACAAAUACCUGUGAAGCUGAGGGACUUUCUUUUUUUUUUCUUUUUUUUUUAAAUUUGCCACCAACAUUACGUCAUUCCACUACAGAUAAAGUGAAACAGAAGCCUUUCAUUGGUUCUACGUUUUUAUAUCAGAUUUCUUAUAUUAGGAAUUUCACAUGCAAAGUUUAUCAAAUCAAACUGUUUGAGAUUUCAGACUUAUACAUCCUCAGUUAUCAGCAGUCAAAAUAUUUAAAUGUUAUACCUGUGCAAUCUGAACGGACUAUUCAGAUGUUAACUGGUUCAAAUAUGCACAGAUGUUUCUGUUUGAUUCCAAGUUUUGAUCUGCUAACUGUUUGAUUUAUAGUCUUAAAAUCAGACAAGAGUUUUUACUUGACUUGUGUUUUUCUUUUCCAGGUGUCAUACAUAUUGUGAACCCUAGUCGAUGGAUUUAUUACCUUUAAUACAAGAAUAUUUUACCUGUACUUUCUCCAUAGGCUAGAAAUCUUGAAGCAUGGGCGACUGGAGCUUUCUGGGGCGGCUGUUGGAGAACGCUCAGGAGCACUCAACAGUCAUCGGCAAAGUCUGGCUGACUGUCCUCUUCAUCUUCAGGAUACUGGUGCUGGGGGCCGCGGCCGAGGAGGUCUGGGGAGAUGAGCAGUCUGACUUCACCUGUAAUACCCAGCAGCCUGGUUGUGAGAACGUCUGCUACGACGAGGCCUUCCCCAUCUCGCACAUCCGUUUUUGGGUGCUGCAGAUCAUCUUCGUGUCCACGCCGACCCUCAUCUACCUGGGCCAUGUGCUACACAUUGUCCGCAUGGAGGAGAAGCGGAAAGAAAAGGAGGAGGAAUUGCGAAAAGCAAACAGGCUCCAAGAGGAGAAAGAACUCCUUUAUAGAAAUGGUGGAGGAGGAGGCAAGAAGGAGAAGCCGCCUAUCAGGGACGAGCAUGGCAAAAUCCGUAUCAGAGGCGCAUUGCUGCGUACUUAUGUGUUCAACAUUAUUUUCAAGACCCUGUUUGAAGUGGGAUUCAUUUUGGGCCAGUAUUUCCUUUAUGGCUUCCAGCUGAGGCCCCUGUACAAGUGUGCACGUUGGCCAUGCCCCAACACUGUUGACUGCUUCAUAUCGAGGCCUACUGAAAAGACUAUUUUUAUCAUAUUUAUGCUUGUGGUGGCUUGCGUGUCUCUUUUGCUGAAUUUGUUAGAGAUCUAUCACCUUGGAUGGAAGAAAGUUAAACAGGGCAUGACGAACGAGUUUGCCCCAGAACGCGGGUCGCUACGCCGUGUCGACAUUGCAGAACCUGAGUGUUUGGCCCCAGCUUCCAGAACUGCCCCAUCCAGCCUUAGCUACCCUCCCAACUACACGGACGUGACGGCGGGCAGCAGAGCAUUCCUGCCGCCGAUUGGGCCAGCGGCUGUGCCCUCAGCAGCAGAGUUUAAGAUGGAGGACCUCCAGCAGGAGCAGUCCCUCCAUCAGCCCUCUCCCUCUUCCCACUAUUACAUCAGCAACAACAACAACCACAGGCUGGCCACACAGCAGAACUGGGCUAACCUGGCUACCGAGCAGCAGACUCGUGAGAUGAAGGCCACCUCCCCAUCUCCAUCAUCCUCUUCCACAACCAGCACCGACAAAGAGCAGCAGCAGCAGCAACAGCAGCCUGUCGAUGCUGAGCUUCUACUUCCAACCACCAACAGUCACACCAACACAACCGCCACUGCCGCAUCCAGCAGCAGCAGCCCUGGCACAGCCUCCAACAGAGGCAGCUGGAACGGGGGGAAGAGUGAGCAAGAGGAAGGUAAUGUCACCACCACCACAGUGGAGAUGCACGUGCCGCCGGUAACGGUCAGCACAGACCCUCGACGGCUCAGUCGGGCCAGCAAGAGCAGCAGCAUCAGGGCAAGGCCGACUGACCUGGCGGUCUAAAUCCCUUCAGCCCUGUAAUGUCCCCUAAUCCCUCCCUGACCACCAAACCGCCUUACCUAAACCCACCCACCAAACAAAGUGAUUCUCAGACAAAAAAAUCACAAACUUGCAUAAUGCAACAAAAAACAUUAAAAAAAAUUAACAAAAUGAAAAAAAAAAAAGAAAAAAAAAAAAGAAAGAAAGAAGGCAAGUACACAGUAGACAGGAAAUCUAAAUCGAAGAAAACACUAAGGGAAACGUGAAAUGACUUCAUCAGCAGCUGCUGUUGAUUUGGUGCAAUCGGUGAGUUGAAAAGUAGUCGAGGCAUGGUUGUUGUUUUCUUUUCGGAUGGUCUUAAUCUAUGCAGACAAAAUGUGAUCAUGCAGAGCUUUAAAGUCAGACGGCUCUGGAAAAAUGAUGGACAAAGCAAAGAACAUUGCGACGCCAUGUUUCCGCAUUAAAAAAAAGGACACAUUUCACCGACAUGUUUGGUUUACCGGAGGAUCUCAUGGUGUUUCUCUACUUUUUUUUCUUCUUUGUGUUAAAACCAAAGGACUUACUCUUGUGAAUAUUUAUGCUACUUUUGUCAAAACUCACAGUUAGCUUGAAUUGAUAGACAGAUUAAUUAUUUGACGUGUAGGCAGAAAUUUCACUCACAUUUCUUGUUUAUCAUUCACACACAGCGUUUAACUCCACAUGUCUGAAACCUGUUUCAUGGUAUGUCUUUUUAACCUGGAAGUUUUUUUUUUUUUUUUUUUUGCUGCAGCACUUCCUGAACAAUCUCCCGUAUAUUAUCCAGGAAGGCAUUUGUUUUGUGUCUCUUGUACAGUAGUUGAAGUACUCGAAGCCCACUUCAACUCACUGAUUGACUGAUACAUUUGCACGGCAGAAGUUGACUACCUUGUUUCCUCUGAGAUCCCUGCAGCGCUUUCUAAAAAGACAGAAAAUAAUUCAAUUGAGAUGGAAUGAUUUGAUAUCCCUAGAGUCCUCGGAAAAGCAAACAAACAUGGAUGCAGUCAGCACAGGAGAGGGGUCAAAGCUGCUGGUGAAAGUCAUCCAUCCCUAUGUUGCGCAGAACCCGUCUGGGAUGUCAAAAACGUAGAAAGCAAAGCAUUCCUGUUACGCUGGAGGACACAAAAAGCCCUUAUCCCUGCCUGUGUUCGCGUUGCCUUCAGUUAGCACGUCUGAAAAAAGGAAAUGCUCUCCGCUAACUUCAGCAUCAACGCUUUCAAAAAGCUUCAAAAAAUUACACAAACACAACCACCAUCGGAGAUAAAGAAUAACAACGUUCUGCUCAUCUUCAAACUAGAAAACUACCAAUGCUCUUUGGUUAGUCUUGAAAUUUCUUCUUCUUUUUUUUUUUUUAGGUAGAUAGUUGGCAGAUGUUUUUUGCCCUCGAACCCCCGACCCCCUUUUUAUUUCUUAACACCUAGUGAUUGAGAGCGACUUUGGGAGUUAGAUGAAUUUCACUGUUACACACUUCAUGUGCUUCUUCAUUGGUUUUAUUCUGAAAAGUGCUAUUUUUUUAAAAACUGAAUUGAAUUUUUCUCAUAAAUUGCAUAUUUGUAGUCAGUUUGUGAUUGCGAGAAACGGCGACAUUAGAAAAUGACUGGCGUUCCUAAGUAUAUAUAUAAAAAAAAAAACGCCAUGGUGCGGUCGAAACCCUUGACGGCUUCCAUUUUGUUGUGUACAUCUUGAUUCUUAGAGAUCUAUAGAAACCCAAACUUUGAAACUGAAUUCAUCAGCAACUGCGUUCCUCUGUCUCUGUUGUGUUCCUGUGCGGUUUGGUUCAUUCACAACCAGGCACUUAAUCUUUAUUUUUUUAUUUCUUUUCUUUUGAUCUUCAACCUUAAUCCAAUGUAUUCUCCUGUCAACUCACCCCUGGAGUAGAGUUUCAACCUCGACAGUAACUGUGUGAGAGCUCAAAAAUCUGCUUUGUAUCUUUAACCCUCGCCGGCCAUCCCAACAAGACUAGAUGCCAAUAUUUUUGUGAACAGUAUUUUGUAGUAAGAAGACUUUUUCCAGCAGAUGACACACAGGCCAAUACACUGGAGUAAGAGCAUUGUAAAGUGGUAUCAGCUUUUUUUUUUGUUCUUUUAUUUUAUUUUUUUUGGUGGGCUUACAAAAUAAUGGUACUGUAAAAAUGUAAGAGUAUCUACACCCAUAAUGGUUGGAACGUUUCAUACUGUAGCCCAUUUCAGUUGCAUUGACACGUUUAGUGCCACAAGACGGAGAGGAGAACAGACAUCUUCACAAUGCAUGGGUUAAAGCAGCCUUCCCUAAUCCACGUCUUCUUGUUCAAAAAGACGAAAUCUUUGUUUUCUGCAUUUGUUUUUGAUCCCUAAAGUUUACAUUUUGGUAGUUGAUAAAGAUUUGCACAUUAAGGAAAGAAAAUUGCUGUUUUACGAUGCUAAUAUUGGUAGUAAUAGAGAGAAAGCGAGAGAGAAAGUGUGAGAGAGAGAGAGCAAGAGAGUGAGUGAGAUGUUAAAACUGCCAAUCUUUAUGAUCCUCAAAGGAAAAAAAAUGUCUUAAAAGUAAAAUCUCAGUGGCUCUUCCAAAAAAAAA